AUGGAAGAAGAAGCGGAUAUAAUCAGUAGAUUACCAGACAAUAUUCUGCAUGAGAUUCUUUCUUUUGUUGAUAUGAAACAUGCAGUACGAACUAGUGUUUUGGCGAAAAGAUGGCUAAAGGUCUGGAUGUCUAUCCGUAGUAUAACAUUAAGUUGGAGUGAAUUUUUAGAAGAGAAAACUGCAUUUUUGGAAGAAGAAGAGAUUGAUCAUGCUAUAGAUGGGCUACGGGAUAGGUUUAUAGGUAUCGUCAACAAAGUUUUCAAUCGCCGUGACGAGUACUCUAAUAUAGAGAUGAUCAAGUUAGGAUUUGUUAUGCAUAAUCAUAUUUUUGAAGAGAAUUUCAAUAGAUGGAUCCUUGAAGCCGUGAAAGGUAAUAUUCAAAGCCUAUAUAUGGAUGUAGGAUACUACAUGAACUCGGGAUAUAAGAUUCCUCGACAACUCCUUAAUUGUAAAACAUUGAAGAGUCUGAGUAUGAUGUUGGGUGAGUAUACAACUAUUAUUCUACCGGAGUCAACGAGCUUGCCCGAAAUCAGAACACUGUGGCUGGAUGGAAUUUCAAUCUCCAGUUCGGAGUUGCAAAGGCUUUUCUCAAGUUGUCCACUUCUGGAAUCAGUAAUCAUACAAGAGUGCGAUAUACAAACGAACACUCAAUGGAAUGUCAUUGUUGGUUCUCACAGCCUUCAAACUUGUAUUCUAAUGGACAAUCGUCAUACACAUCGGUGUUCGGCGGAUCAAUUUUUGACUUAUAAUACCAAGAUAUCUGGUCCAAAAGUGAAAGGCUUAAGGUGCACUGGCUUCCUGACACAAGAUUUUUCCUUGGAAAACUUUUCCUCUCUAGUCGCGGCUCAUGUUAAUAUGAGAUUAAAAGAAAACGAAGCAAAUGAAACUGCACAAACUUAUUCUGAGCUGUCCGCUGUGGAAAAAGAAGUUUUUGCCAAGCGCAUGAUGAAAGUUUUAGGAGCAGUUCAUAGCGUGCAACAGCUUACUCUGUCAUUUGGGUUCCUCGACGUUCUCUUACAAGCUCCUGGCAUAUUAAACGGUCAACCUCCUCGAUUGUGUAACUUGGAAAUUCUGAAGCUGGAAGUAAGGUUUACAAGAGGCUGUUUGCGUUCAAUAGCAUACUUACUCAAUAUAUCUCCUGCUAUAACAGCUCUUAAACUUAAAUCCUUGGAGUCGAAUUUAGCAGAAGUUGGAGUUGAUUGGGAAGAGGAAUUCUUAUUGGGGUGCACGUUUUCUCACCUCAAGUAUGUCGAGAUCAAAGAGGUGGAAGCAUGUGAUAAUGUAGUCAAAUUUCUGAGAUUUUUAACAAAAAACUCAACGGUUUUGGAGGAAGUGAAUUUGUUCUUUGGGUCUAGUGAUGCACCUGAUAGAGGGAGACGAUUAAGUGAAUUUGUAGAGAAUCUAAAAAAGUUUGAAGUAGCUUCUCCAAGUAUGCAAAUAAACUUUGUUAAACCACCGGAGAAGAGUUAA
Molecule: messenger RNA, 1470 nt
Organism: Papaver somniferum (opium poppy)
Lineage: Eukaryota; Viridiplantae; Streptophyta; Magnoliopsida; Ranunculales; Papaveraceae
Product: putative F-box/FBD/LRR-repeat protein At1g78760
Exons: 3
Coding region: 1-1470 (489 amino acids)
Molecular function (GO): protein binding
Source: RefSeq, a predicted model, not a curated record